AAAUUCAUGAUAAUAUGAUUUGUUACUUAAAAUUCAUUUGCAUUAACCUGAUUGUUUGAAUAUGUUGAGCAUGUAUAAUUGUACCACAAAGUACACUUUGUGCAGCUUUUGAAGUGGCCUCCAGAACUGAGAAUUUAUCAUUGACCAAAUUUUUUAUGUGGACUUUCCUUAAAUGUUCUCUCACCACCAGUUAUUUAGUUGGCAAUCCUGAUUUCCUGUUUUAUAUGGCAGCGUAUCACUAUUGCUGAAAUUCUUGAAGAUGAAUGGUUCAAGAAGGAUUACAAGUCACUUGUGUUUGAGGAGAAAGAAGAUACAAACUUGGAUGAUGUAGAAGCUGUUUUUAAGGAUUCAGAAGAGCACCAUGUGACAGAAAAGAAGGAAGAACAACCAGCAGCUAUGAAUGCAUUUGAGUUAAUUUCAAUGUCAAAGGGGCUUAACCUGGGGAAUUUGUUUGAUGUAGAACAGGAAUUUAAGAGAGAAACAAGGUUCACAUCCAAAUGCCCUGCCAAUGAGAUAAUUCAUAAAAUUGAAGAAGCUGCAAAGCCUCUUGGUUUUGACGUACAUAAAAAAAACUACAAGCUGAGGCUUGAAAACAUGAAAGCUGGAAGAAAGGGAAACCUUAAUGUUGCCACAGAGAUAUUUCAAGUGGCACCUUCUCUUCACAUGGUUGAGGUGCGAAAAGCCAAAGGGGACACCUUGGAGUUCCACAAGUUUUAUAAGAACCUCUCUACAUGCCUGGAGGAUGUUGUCUGGAAGACUGAGGAGGAUAUGCAAGAAAAGUAAAAUCAGCGUUAUAUUUCAACAAAUUUUGCUAUGAUGGUACAUCGCCAGUAAUGCUGUUGCUUUAUGUCAGCAUUCUUUCUUUUGUUUUUCUUUUUUCUUGAGAGGCUUUUUCUACCCCCUAUUCGAUAGAUUUAGACAGACAUCCAUUGACCUUAUGGUUUCUGUGCUAUUAAUGUCGGAACGCAUAGAAAAUAUACUUAGUGCUGCAAAUAUGAGAGAUGGAUGUUGAUAGUUUC
Prunus avium (sweet cherry) is the source of this 1019-nucleotide messenger RNA. The record is from RefSeq and is a predicted model, not a curated record. Lineage: Eukaryota; Viridiplantae; Streptophyta; Magnoliopsida; Rosales; Rosaceae.